CAGACACAGAGACAGACACAGAUUCGAUCCUUAGAUGAUGUCCGACUGUCCCAGGGAAUUGGCGGCUUACAGAAUCGAUUCCGACCUUCCAAGGGAUGUGACAGAGGAGGUGCUCUCUAGGCUCCCGGUGACAUCUCUGGGAGGAGUACGAUCUACUUGUAAGAAGUGGAACGCUUUAACCAAAGACGAUGACUUUAUAAAGAAGCACCUCGGCAAGAAUCAGUGGAGGAAGGUGGUGAUGUUGCUUGACUAUAAGGUUUAUUUGAUGAGCGUUGAUCUCCUCACUCCACCAUCUAUAGAGCGUAUAGGUAAGCUCGUUAGCGUAAACCACGAUAAUGAUCCUGCUGCUGCUGCUGAUGGAGUUGACAUAUCUAAGAUCGUUCAUUGCGACGGUUUAUUGUUAUGCAUCACCAAAGACAUCCCAAACCAUCGGCUUGUGGUUUGGAACCCUUAUAGUGGGCAGACAAGGUGGAUCGAACCCAGAGAUUCUUACAACAGAUUUGACGGGUACGCUCUUGGAUACUCAUCGGAGAAGAUUAAUAACUGCUCUCUUCUUCGUAGCCACAAAGUGUUGAGAUUUGUGGAUUUCUACGACCGGAGUUUAAAGCGCCAUGUUCGUGAGUUUGAACUCUACAGUUUUAACUCUAACUCGUGGAAAGUUGUUGAUGUCAACCCUGACUGGAGCAUAGGAUUUUAUCAGCGUGGCGUGUCUCUAAAGGGAAACACUUACUGGUUCGCUGAAGAGAAGCCUGUCGGUGUAGCUCCAGGAACAGAGAUAUCAGAUCUCCGUGAUUUCUUACUCUGUUUUGAUUUUACAAAAGAGAGGUUUGGGCCGCGUCUGCCUCUGCCUUUUCACUCCUUCGGAGACGUAGUGGCCCUCGCUAGUGUUAGAGAAGAGCAGCUUGCUGUGUUAUUUCAGAAAUUUGGUUUACCUCCAUACACGGUCAAGAUUUGGAUCAGUAGCAAGAUCGAGCCCAAUGCAGUGUCGUGGAACAAGCUGUUCCUAAGUGUUGAUAUGAAACCACUCACUGGUUUUCUGUUUCUUGACAAUGGUGGGAGUUUCUUCGUUGACGAGGAGGAGGAAGUGGCAGUGGUUCUUGAUAAAGCCAGAAAUACGUUUCGCUUUACUCACAACAUUGCUUGCGUCAUCAGUAAAAAUGGACACUUCAAACAAGUGGAUAUCGGAGAACCCGCAGAUCCUUCUCUUAAGCUCCCCACAAAUUGCCCACUCGUGUGCUCUUAUGUUCCAAGCUCUGUCGACAUCAUGUAAAACUACACACCAGUAUUUAUUAUUAAAUCAGUUUUCUUUUCUCUUCAUUUGUUGUUGUCGUUUUAAAUUAGAUCAUGUCCUAUGCUUUCUUCACUUUUUUUUUCAUCUUAUUUAUAUUUCCAAUCAAUAUACUUUUUGUGUGGUGAUCUUGUAUGUCUUCUUCCAUCAUGCAUGCAUUUG
Eruca vesicaria subsp. sativa (arugula) is the source of this 1450-nucleotide messenger RNA. Lineage: Eukaryota; Viridiplantae; Streptophyta; Magnoliopsida; Brassicales; Brassicaceae. The record is from the annotation of a GenBank genome assembly.